CUAGACAGGCUCAGCAUACCAUUCACCAGCAGUCGACCAACAGCACUCUCUUCCACAGAUUCACGUUCUCUUCGUCAAACACUCUCUUUUGUUUCGUUCCGAUUAUACACACACGCUUUCGUCUUUUGCUCCUUUCCACCUCCCCGCUCGCUAGAACUUCCCCAACCCACCUCCUAGCCAUCACUCCCUGCUCUUGCUAGGUAUACUAGUCGACCAAGCCCACGGCGCGCCUUGAUUUGACUGCUUCGUCUCGCGAUCGAUAGGGAAAGGUUAGACGGCUUGCUCCUUAUAUGCACUCGUACGGUCGAAGAGGAGACCAAGAGCAAGCCUACGCGGACCCCUCCUCCUCUCGCCUUGACGAGCGCAUCGAUAUCAUCACCGGCAUCCGUGACCAGUCGAGUCACAUUCAGGAUCAGCGACAGGAUACCCAGCACAACAACAACAACGCGUCGUCUCCCACCUCUGGAGAAGCAGCGGCACUCGACCGACAAUCGACGGUAGGCUCCAUCGUUGACAAAUAUCUCGAUCGCAAUCACCAACGGUCGCUACAGCGCAAGACGAGCGCACAGAAUCACAGCACCAGCAAGAAGCGAGAGGUCCCCGAGCGCAAGCCGACUUUGGACCUUUUGGCCUCACCCCAACAUAUCCUUGAAGAGGUAGAAGAAGAAGACGACGACGACGUUUAUCACACAAUGGCGCCGUCGAACACGCAGGCGUUCAAGAAGCGCCAGUCGAGCAUCAUGUUUGCAAAGGGCACAAAGAAGGUGGAUGGAUCCGGCACUGGCAAUAGGGACAGAGAUUCGGGGGGCGGAGCCUUUGCCGGCAUGCUCAUGGACGGAGGCGACAGCUCGGAUUCGGACUCGGAUUCGGACAAUGAGCUGGCUUCCAAAAUUCCUCCUGCCGCUGCUUCCGCCACGGCGAGGGGCGGGCAAGGAGAUGAGGUCAACAGGGCCAGCUGGACCUCGAGGGCGGUGGCCGUGGGUGAUCGACCCCCCGACAGCGCGUCACAGAACCCCCCGACGCUCAAGAUGCUCGGUCUCAAGAGCCAGAAGGAGGGUGGUGCACCAUUGGGCCAUGGCAGGCAACCGUCGCCGAGGCAACUUCAUCCUCAGCCGCUCGAGCACGAGUCUCGAAGAACGCAACGCCAGCCUUCAUUUCAUGAUGCACCGGAUGGACGUGUCGUCAGCGGGAGUGAUUACGGCGAGGAUGCCGGUCGUCACGGUAGCUACAUUGACUUUGGCGGUCCAGCGGCCGUUUCGCCCUUUCGUGAUGGUGGCGAUGACGCUCAUCCUCCUUCAAGAGGCUUUCAGCUCGAGGAUCCGCCCGUGAACGACGCUAGGUCACUCCAGGCACCACGGUCACCGAUGCAGGAGCGAGCGCGUAGCCCUCGCACGGCGGCCCUGACGCAAGAGCUCGGCCUCGCCUCACCGUUGCCGCAGGACGACCAGGGUGCGAGGUCGCCGACGCGUGACGAGUACUUUGCUACGCCGCUUCCCCCAGCGAUGGCCAAUCCGCACAGUGCCUCGAUCCCGCUCCAGCGAGGUGGUGAGCAGCCGCCUCGCUCGCCGAUGCACGGUCCAGUUGGUGGCGGCGGCCCUGGUAGGGGUCCACCGUCUCCUCACGGUAUGCGUCCGGAGGGCAGUCAGAGCUAUGAGAGAGGUCCUGGUCCACAAGCAGGUCGACAGCUGGUCCCCAACCCCGGGGACGGCCCUGCACGGCGACCCAGCCAGGCUCCAAUUCCUGUGCCUGCGCCCGCCGUCGUACCCCGUGCCAGCGAAGGCGACGGUCCACCGCCCUACGCAAUGAACAACGCCCGACCAGGUCCACAGGGUGGUCCACCACAAUCUCGAUAUGCGCCCCGCCAGGGACCUGGAUUCUCUGACUCGCCGGGCCCCAACGCUGCUCGGGGCGGCGGUGGUCCUCCUGGACGCCGGCCCAGCAUGCUCCGUCGCAGCAUGGCCUUUUUCUCGGGCAACCAAGGCGCAGGUCCCUCGGCUGGCGGAGGAGCGGGAGGUCCGCAGAGGCGGCCGAGCCAGCAGCGCCGCAGUAUCUUUAGAAAGUCGAUGGCCUUUCUCACUGGAAGACCCAUGCCCCAGCCCGAGCCUGAACCUGAAGAGGAGGACCCCAUGCCCCGCGUACAGGGCUGGGUCACCGAGAAGCCGCAGGCAAGGAAGAGUCACUACUGGGGCGCAGGCGGUAUGGGCGACGAGUGGGACGUCAAUGGAAAUGGCGCCAAGUUCUGGCGACGGUUCAGCGCCGCUCAGAAGCGCGAUGCGAAUGGCAUCGACAAGGCCGCAAGCGAUGCUGUGAUUCAAAAGGCGCAGCGGAGGGCCAAGUGCUUCAAGUGGGGCUCUCUCAUGGGCGGUCUCCUCAUCAUUGCAGCCGUCGUUGGCGUCAUCAUCUGGCGCGAGGCCAUCGUCAACAAUUCCAACAAGCUACCAGGCGCAGUUGACCGUGGAAACAACGGUGGCUCCUACGUCCCUCCCUCGGGCAAGGGCAAUGCUGCCACGGGAGCCACUGGCGGCACUUCUCCACAGCAGAGCUCGACCGACACCAGCACCACAACAGAUUCAGCUUCCGCUGGCACGGCGGCUGAUGGCACAACGAGCAACGCGGCCACAGAUGACACGACCGACGAUACUACUACAACGACCAAGAAGAAGCAUCACCACAAACACCGCAAGACGUCAAAGGGCACGACGAGGAGAGACGAAUUGGUCUCGACUGCGUUGGAUACCAAUGAAGAUCUCUUGUCCCGGCGCGAGGACUUUUCGCAGGGCUUGCGCUCCUCUACGGACGCUCUCACCGCGGGCUCUCACCCGCUCCCAAGACGAUCGCAAUCGUUUGGCAAUGCGGCGCUGGACAUUGUUGUUAGAAGGCAUCAUGGCGAUCAGCUUCGACGCCGCAGGGUUGUGAACCAGAGCCAUGAUGUCCAUCAGGCGGCAGCUGCCAUUGCUGCUGCAGUGUAAAAGUACAGCACAACACUUUCACUCUCUUUUUCGCUCUCCUCUUCCUUUAUUCCUCCCUCUGGCAAAGAGACGCCAUUGUCUUUACCCUCACUUCCCCCUAAUUUGGUCUCUCGUCACUCGGAAGAAGUCUAGUCAAUCACCCUCCAGCACACACACACAACUGCACACUCCUUUGUUCAUACCUUUGUUCAUCUUCACCCGGAACCUUCUUCGGUCUUCAAUGUUAAAACUCUUGCACCCAUUUUUUUUUUACUU
This is a messenger RNA of Acaromyces ingoldii, 3224 nucleotides long. RefSeq lists its product as hypothetical. The transcript has a single exon. NCBI's taxonomy places the organism in Eukaryota, Fungi, Basidiomycota, Exobasidiomycetes, Exobasidiales, Cryptobasidiaceae. The record is from RefSeq and is a predicted model, not a curated record. The coding region runs from base 291 to 2969 and encodes 892 amino acids.